This is a messenger RNA of Penicillium vulpinum, 1107 nucleotides long. RefSeq lists its product as uncharacterized. The record is from RefSeq and is a predicted model, not a curated record. The transcript is spliced from 4 exons. The coding region runs from base 1 to 1107 and encodes 368 amino acids. NCBI's taxonomy places the organism in Eukaryota, Fungi, Ascomycota, Eurotiomycetes, Eurotiales, Aspergillaceae.
AUGGCUCCUGCUCAUAGUGACCCGGACAUGCCUUCCUCGGAGCACAGCAUGGCAUUGAAGAGAAUUUCUCCCUCUCAGCAAGGCCUGACGCCCCCAGAUAGCCCCACGAAGGGGUCGGCUUCAGUUCAAUCUACCGUGAAGGAUCUGAAGCAUCUCUUUGGUGUGUUUCUUGAGAAGACGCUUUUCGAUCUUACCAACCAAGAACCUCCAAACACUCCUGUCUCCCAGGACCAGUUCCCACCUGGCCCUGACAUGGCUCGGCUGAAGCAACUGCUGGUGAAGCUCACCCGCGAUGAACGUGCUUCGGGUGAACUGUCUGUGGCAACUAAGCCUGCUCGGUCUUCUUCUGCCAGCAAUGAACAGGAAGAGAAUGUUCAGGCGGUAGACGAGAUUGAUCUCGAAAGUCCAAUCUGUACCACACCGGAUGAUUUCAAGUCGUUUGAGAAACGGGCAUCAAAAUCCCAUUUCAGAACAGUUAUGGAAACCUGGGACAAAGAAGCAUGUAAAUACACGAUCACCGAACCGGUGGAGACCAGCGGUGGUGUUGACGACUAUGCUGAAUAUGCAUUCGUUGUCCGUGAAUGUGUUGACCGGACGUCCAAGGAGAUAGUGUCAUUCAUAGACAUCAAGUCGGAAGGUCUACGCGACAUCCUGCGAGACGUGCUGCACGACAUCAAGGCUGUUAGCCUGAUGGAGGACAAGCCAUCGAUCGAGCAAAAUUUCCUUUUUCAUUUCCUCCCAGAGCUCGACAGAUGUGCGGAGAACAUGGAUAGCAGCUCGGACCAUGAGUCGGCACAUGCGAAGCAUCUUCUCUUGCUCAUCGACCACCUCAAGCAUGCACAUACUUCUACUUUGCAGCGUCUCGAAUCAAUGUUGCAGCACGGUCAUAUUACAUAUAACCUUCUUUGGGCGCUUUUCAAGCCUGGUUGCUAUGUUUAUACCACAUGCAUUGGCACAAAAGAGCCGCGAUGUGUCGUAUUCGACGCGGGCGAAGAGAAAGCCCAUAAAUGGGCCCGGACCCCCGGCCCAAAGCCCAACCCGCAGUGGGCUAUGGGUUGGGCCAGGCUUCGAGGGCCCAACCCACGGCCCACUGAUGGGGGCCCAUGA